UUUCACCCUUCCGAAGAGAGCUGCUGCCGCUGUGCUGUAUUCUUGCUUGUGCUCUAUUGUAGGGUUUUGGCAGAUUCUCUAUCAACCAUGGCGGACAAGGCAGUCACUCUUCGUACCAGGAAGUUCAUGACCAACCGCCUUCUUUCCAGGAAGCAAUUCGUCAUUGAUGUUCUUCAUCCAGGCAGACCCAAUGUUUCUAAGGCAGAGCUUAAGGAGAAGCUGGCACAAAUGUAUGAAGUGAAGAACUCCAAUUCAAUCUUUGUUUUUAAGUUCCGUACUCAUUUUGGAGGUGGGAAGUCCACUGGUUAUGGAUUAAUUUAUGAUUCUGUGGAGAACGCCAAGAAGUAUGAGCCCAAGUACAGGCUGAUCAGGAACGGUCUUGACACCAAGGUAGAAAAGUCAAGGAAGCAGAUGAAAGAGAGGAAGAACAGGGCCAAGAAGAUUCGUGGAGUUAAGAAGACCAAGGCCAGUGAAGCUGCUAAGGGUGGAAAGAAGAAAUGAGCAUUUGCACCAAAUCUUAAAACCCAUAUGCUUCAUUGCAACCUUUUUAAUUUUGAUGUGUUGUUUCAGCUAGGUAAUUUUGAAUUAGAAGAUUUUGUUCUGCGUGGAUUUGAUGUUUACAUUUACUUUCUCAUUUAACUAUUUUGUCAGGUAAGACAAAUUUGAAACAUUGAGUAGCAAGUGAUACAUGGUCUUAAUAUUCCCAUUCUGCCGCUGUAUUUGUCGUUCUAGUGCUCUGGUUUACUGACCAUGGAUGUUAUUACCUUAUUGCUGGCUUUCUAUCUGAUUGUGAUAUAGGUCAUUUUUCUCCUA
Tripterygium wilfordii is the source of this 813-nucleotide messenger RNA. RefSeq names its product 40S ribosomal protein S24-1. NCBI's taxonomy places the organism in Eukaryota, Viridiplantae, Streptophyta, Magnoliopsida, Celastrales, Celastraceae. The record is from RefSeq and is a predicted model, not a curated record. Gene Ontology annotation, molecular function: structural constituent of ribosome. The transcript is spliced from 5 exons. Bases 88 to 501 code for a protein of 137 amino acids. Gene Ontology annotation, cellular component: ribosome. Gene Ontology annotation, biological process: translation.